CCGGAGGGGGGAAUGCGGGCUUGGAACCACAUUUAUUUAACUACGCCUCCUCGGGUCUGAAAGUCUGCUGGUAGGCAUUGGACAGGAAGAGAGUUGGGAAAAGAAACGGGACGCCCUCCCUCUUCGUCCUCCUCCUCCUCCUCCUGCUGCCUCUCUGAGCGGAUAACGGUGUCCAAGAACUUAUCCAGGACCGAGGGAGACAAAAGCGCGGCCAUCAGUCAUAAAUGUUCUGGUUUUAGAGCGGAAAGCAGCAGGCUGUGAUCAGAUCAUGGAGGAUUUGGGACUGUCUGAGCCGCCUUGCUACCCUCUCAGUCCUCGUAUUGUUGUGUUUGAUGCCCUUCUUGCAGAUUUGGAGAACACCAGCUCUCCUCUUCCUCGGUGUCCCGUCUUGCUGACCUCUGACCCUCCACAGAAUGCCGAUGCCAACUCCCACGACUCGGCGCAGGCUCGACCGCCGCCGCCCGCCUACACGCCGCAGCAGACUGUUUCUGCAGCAAUGAAGACUUCAACCAACUCCAACCCGGACAAACUAUACAGCACCGUGUGCAAACUGCGCUCUCCGCGCUCCGCAGACCCGCCGCCUGCGUUCUCCUCCUCGCUGCUGGGCGGCGGUCUGAACGAGCUGGAUCACCUGCUGCAGGAGCUCAACGCCACCCAGUUUAACAUCACAGAUGAGAUCUUGGCCCAGUUUCCUGCUUCUAAGAAAGACGAGAGGGACAAGAUCAAGGAUAAGACCUCAACCUCCUCCAGCUCCUCGAAACCUUCAGCGACUUCAGCCACCAUGGAGUUGGACAAACUGAUGGCUUCACUGUCUGACUUCAGAGUCCAAACGACGCCGACUCCGUCUGUCAGCCAAGUGGUCCCCGCACCGCAGCGGCCCGCCGCUCCGGCCCAGCCCACACCUGGAGGCUCACUGGACAGCAUGCUGGGACUCCUCCAGUCAGACCUGAGCCGACAAGGAGUUCAGACGUCCUCCAAGGGAAACUGCUCAGCUUGCCAAAAACCCGUCAUAGGACAGGUGGUGACGGCGCUCGGGAAGGUGUGGCACCCGGAGCACUUCGUGUGCUCAGAGUGCGAGACGGAGCUGGGCAGUCGCAACUUCUUCGAGAAGGACGGGCGGCCAUAUUGCGAGUCGGACUACUUCACGCUCUUCUCCCCGCACUGCGCUAACUGCAGCAAACCGAUACUGAACAAAAUGGUCACUGCUCUGGACAAGAACUGGCAUCCAGAGUGUUUCUGCUGCGUCAAGUGCAGCCGCACAUUUGGAGACGAAGGUUUCCAUGACCGUGACGGCCAGCAGUACUGUCAGCAGUGCUUCCUGACCCUGUUUGCCUCCCGCUGUCAGGGCUGCAGCGAGCCGAUUCUGGAAAACUACAUCUCAGCUCUGAACUCUCUCUGGCAUCCUCAGUGCUUCGUGUGUCGGGAGUGCUACAGCCCCUUCGUCAACGGCAGCUUCUUCGAGCACGAGGGAAAGCCGCUGUGCGAGGCUCACUACCACCAGUCCCGCGGCAGCAUGUGCCAGGCCUGCCAGCAGCCCAUCCUGGGCCGCUGCGUCACCGCCAUGGGCGCCAAGUUCCACCCGCACCACCUGGUGUGCCAGUUCUGCAUGAAGCCGCUGAGCAAGGGCUGCUUCAAGGAGCAGGAGAACAAGCCCUACUGCCACCCCUGCUUCAUCAAGCUCUUCGGUUAGACACCCACCGCUCCACGGACCGGCGCUACGGGAGACAGUUAGGGCCACCAGGAAAGAAAGGAUGAAAUUAUGUCUUAAAACUGACUUUUUUUUCUUUUCAGAAUUCUGACUUAAAUCUCAGAAUUCUCCCUUUAAUAGAAUUCUGAGAUUUAAGUCAGAAUUCUGAUGCUACUUUAAGAAUUCCGACUAAUUUUUAGAAUUCUGGCUUUGAUUUCAGAAUUCUAAUGUUUUCUCAGAAUUCUGACUUUAAUCUUUUUCUCUCAAAAUUUUCGUUUCGAGAGAAGUGUAUGGAAAAAAGAGGGGAAAAAACUGAAGAAAAAGUCAGAAUUUAUUUUUUUCUUUCCUGGUGGCCCUAAUCCUCUUCCGUACUUCUCUCAUCCUCUGAAUCCCUGAAUAAAAGCAGAUGCUUCAUCAUGUCUCGGUCAUUUAGUGAAGCAGUGAGGAUGGAGUAGAAUCAACCAACACAUCAUUUGUUUUUUAGAAAAUGAGAUUGAAGUAAAUCGACGCCAAAAGUUUAUCUCAGCCAUAAAAUUGUAUCUUUUUUUUGCCAAAGGAAGGAAAGAAGCAGAUUAAAUGUAUUGUUUCAAUUCACGAGGUUAAAUGUUAUGAAAGAAAAUUCCUUAUAAUAUAUUUGCUUUUUAUUGCCUCAAAUACACACUUCACUGCAUUUGCAUUUAUGUAUUGUUUGCUGAUUGCUAAAUAUGUUUACGUAAACUACCUUAUUUUUAAAGUCAGGUAUCGUUCACUUAUUCCUCUAUGCAAAAUGUCAGACGCGUUUCUAGAAAUAAAAAGUUUUUAUGA
Poeciliopsis prolifica (blackstripe livebearer) is the source of this 2491-nucleotide messenger RNA. RefSeq names its product transforming growth factor beta-1-induced transcript 1 protein-like. The coding region runs from base 269 to 1690 and encodes 473 amino acids. The transcript is spliced from 12 exons. Lineage: Eukaryota; Metazoa; Chordata; Actinopteri; Cyprinodontiformes; Poeciliidae. The record is from RefSeq and is a predicted model, not a curated record.